GUUUCUUCUUUUGUAGUUUUCUUUUUCUGCUAGAGUGCACUUGUUUUGAGCCUUUUUCAUUUCUCGGUCUAGAUCUCUGGAAAUUUAGGUUGUGGCGAUGAUACCUUUUUGUUCAAUUGUUUUCUUUUUUUGACAAUUAGAGAAUCCACUUGCAAAUUGAAUUCAUGCGGGUUAGCCGUCGUAGCUUAUAGAUUAUUUUUAGAAAAUACUUUAGCUUUAUAAUAUGUAUAGGCAUAUAAGUCUUGUAGUCAAACAAAAAGUAAAAAUUGAAGUAAUCGCUUGUCUAUAUUCUUAUUUUCUGUAUCGCUUGUCCAGAAAUUUGUUUUCUAGAUAUGAAGCUGGAUCUUGAACUACUUAGAAAUUUCCUUUGUGUUUUAGGUUUAGGAAAACUAAAUGUUAAAGCUGUUUGUGUUUUGAGUUUCACUAACUUUAUUAUUUCUACAUGAGAUGAUUUUGAUGCUUUUUUUGUCUUUUGUGGUUACAAAAUAGAGCUAUUGGACCCUCCGGAACCAUGGCUCUUUCUGAUGGUCAGAAGAAUAGAGGAGAAUUGAGGAUUCAUGAGAGUUUGGACGAGCUAAUGACCGAUUUGGCAGACUAUGUUGCUGAGUUAUCAGAGGCAUCAGUUAAAGAGCGAGGAGUCUUUGCCAUUGCUUUAUCUGGUGGUUCUCUCAUUGGCUUAAUGGGAAAACUCUGCGAAGCUCCGUAUAACAAGACCGUGGACUGGUCCAAGUGGUAUAUUUUCUGGGCUGAUGAGCGUGUUGUGGCAAAAAACCAUGCUGAUAGCAAUUAUAAGCUUGCUAAAGAUGGCCUUUUGUCCAAGGUUCCUAUUGUCCCCAGUCAUGUGCAUUCUAUUAACGAUUCUGUGUCAGCAGAAGAAGCUGCUGAAGAUUAUGAGUUUGUGAUUCGACAGUUCGUGAAAACACGUGUUGUCAGUGUCUCAGAGAUUAGUGACUGUCCAAAGUUUGAUCUCAUUCUGCUGGGAUUGGGUCCAGACGGCCACAUUGCCUCAUUGUUUCCCAACCACUCAGCACUGAAUGAAAGGGAAGAAUGGGUAACUUUCAUUACUGACUCUCCCAAACCCCCACCUGAGAGAAUCACAUUCACCAUGCCUGUCAUCAAUUCUGCAUCAAAUGUUGCAGUAGUUGUCACUGGUGACAGCAAAGCAGAAUCUGUGCACUUGGCAAUAGAUGAUCUUGGACCUGACUGCCCAUUAAUACCAGCCAGAAUGGUCCAACCAGCUAUGGGGAAGUUGGCGUGGUUUUUGGAUAAACUGGCUGCCUCAAAACUUGAAGAAUCCAAUUUAAACAAGUAGGAAUUGUUGUAAGUUUGUAUGUAGUGUUAAGGGAUUUGGCAGUUGUUGAUUAUCAUCAGAUCCUGUCUCUGCCUAUCUCUCUUCUCUUGGAUAGAAAUCUUUGCUUCUUUUUUUUUCUCCUUUUCUUGCUUUCUCUUGGGAGGUUUUUGAGGGAAGUGUGGUAUAGUUUUUGUAAGCGGCCAAUAAAAGUGGUGGAGAGCAUCAUUCCAUGUUCCAACACCCUUCUUUCCUUCUGAUUCCUCAUUUGGGUUAUUGGCUAUGAUGAUGGCCACUUGUUUGCAAUUUAGAAAGAAAAAUCGGGUUCAUGUAAUUCUAAGAGUUCACUUUCCCACACCCUCCCAGUUUCUUACUUAUCUAUUUCAAUUCAAUUUCAAUAUAUAUAAUAGUUUCUACUUUGA
This is a messenger RNA of Vigna angularis (adzuki bean), 1710 nucleotides long. Its product is annotated as probable 6-phosphogluconolactonase 2. Gene Ontology annotation, molecular function: 6-phosphogluconolactonase activity. The coding region runs from base 512 to 1312 and encodes 266 amino acids. The record is from RefSeq and is a predicted model, not a curated record. NCBI's taxonomy places the organism in Eukaryota, Viridiplantae, Streptophyta, Magnoliopsida, Fabales, Fabaceae. The transcript is spliced from 3 exons. Gene Ontology annotation, biological process: pentose-phosphate shunt; carbohydrate metabolic process.